Perkinsus marinus ATCC 50983 is the source of this 293-nucleotide messenger RNA. RefSeq lists its product as hypothetical. The transcript has a single exon. Gene Ontology annotation, molecular function: GTP binding; GTPase activity. The record is from RefSeq and is a predicted model, not a curated record. The annotation marks the transcript as partial. Lineage: Eukaryota; Perkinsozoa; Perkinsida; Perkinsidae.
GUCCUGGUGGCUCCACUACUGUUAAUGAGGACCCACAGAAGGAGAAUAAGCUUCUGAACAAGUUGUUGAAACUGGGCAGGAAGAAGAAUGAUGCCGUGAAUCGACCUACUCCGGUUGUCUUCGAGACGGGCAACGAAGUGAAUGCCUGCACCCAAGGCAUAUGGAUGUACAUCUGCGAGGAGGAGCUCAAUGACAAGGUCGUCAUCUUCCUUGACUGUGAGGGUUUGGGCUCUACUGGUCGAGACAAGGCUUAUGACACUAAGCUCAUGGCCAUGGCCCUCCUUAUGAGCAGC